ACUUGCAAAUUGCUUGCAAAUUGCAAUCCAGGGUUCGCGAAUCGCAUUGCCAAUCUCCCACCAAAAUAGAGCUUUUUAAUUUUGAACUUGAGGAGAAGAACAAGGCUAAAGGCUUGCUAGUAUAGCAGCUAAGAGCUUCGGAGGGGUUUCGUUAAUGGAGGACCAAACUAUUUUGUUCAGUACUCGAUUUUAAGAGCAAAAGCCCUAAGCCUUCGACAUGGAAGGUAAAGGAGGGGGAGGAGAGAGGAGUUCUCCGCCAUUGAGACCCUCGAAGUUCUCGGUGUAUCAAAAUCCAACUUUAUCAGCUGCUCUAACUGCCAACAGUCUUCGCCCUACAAAACAUGCAUUUCUCUACAUCUUCUGUGUCUCAACCUUUUCGGCCUUCAUUCUCCUCAGCGUCAUUUCCAGGGAAGAUGGGCUCAUCAACAAUCUGAAACUCAGACAUGUUUCCCAUACUACAGCUUAUUUUGUUACCAAGACUAUGGAGAUUAUGGUGGGUAUGGUACUCCUGGGGUCACUAUCUGCCCUCAUCAGGGCACUUUUCUUGCAGAGAGCACGAAAUGCUGUAGAUGUAUCAAUUGCAUCGCCUUCUAAAGGAGCCAAGGGGCAGAAAGGCCUCACAGAGCGUCAACUGGGACUUUUGGGUGCAAAGCCAAAGCAAGAUGCACGGGCCGGUACUGACUCUGCAAAAAAGCCCCCAAAGUCUAAACCAUAUUCUGCUUCUUCUCCUGAUGUCCUUGUUCCACUUCAUCAGUCAAUAUCAAGUUCAAUACGAUCAUCCCGCGUUGGUGUGGAGAAGUCAAGCACCACUAGUGGGAAUAAGAUGAGUGCUUAUUACACUCCAUCAAAAUCCCCAGCUUCUCCAUCUUCUUUGUACCUUGUCCCUUCAUCUCCAUUGCAGGGUCCGUCAGGUCAGGCCUCACCAUCUAUGGACCGACUGAUCUCAACUCCCUGGUCAAAGCAACGACCCUCCACUGCAGCUGAGAUCGCAACAGAGGAAAUGCUUGAGCAAUUCUUGGCAGAUGUAGAUGAAAAAAUCACAGAGUCAGCAUCUAAAUUGGUGGGGACACCUCCUGCCACCCUUGGUAGUUUUGGCAUAGCCAGUCCUAGUAGCAUCACCAAUUCAGCAACUACUUCUGGAACUACAAGAAGCACACCACUUAGGCCUGUAAGGAUGUCCCCAGGUUCCCAGAAGUUCAGUACUCCACCAAAGAAAGGAGAAGGUGACUUUCCUAUGCCAAUGUCAAUGGAAGAGUCAAUUGAAGCUUUUGAGAAUCUAGGCAUCUACCCUCAGAUCGAGCAGUGGCGUGACCGCCUCAGGCAAUGGUUUUCUUCUGUUUUGCUGAAUCCACUACUUGACAAGAUUGAAACCAGUCAUAUUCAGGUAAUGCAAGCAGCUAGCAAACUUGGUAUCUUAAUUACUGUCAAUAAAGUAGGAAGUGAUUCCCCAAACACUGGAGCUCCUACUACUGUCUCUCCAAUUGAUGGGUCUAAAGAAUGGCAACCRACAUUUACUUUGGACGAAGAUGGGCUCCUUCAUCAGUUACGUGCUGCUCUUGUGCAGUCUCUUGAUACUGCUGCAUCAAAGUUGCCUUUACCCAAUCUGCAACAACAGCCUCAWCAACAUYCAUUUGUCCCUGCCAUACAGGAGUGCAUUGAUGCUAUAACUGAACACCAAAGGCUUCAUGCUCUAAUGAAAGGAGAAUGGGUUAAAGGUUUGUUACCACAGAGCAGAAUCAUGGCCUCAUGGGUAAUGCAUUUGUGGAAUCUCACAGAACUUGCUGAAGGAACCUGCUUGAAGAAUUAUGAAUAUCUGGGGAGUGGGGAGGUUUAUGACAAAGUGAACAAGAAAUGGACUCUUGAGCUUCCAACAGAUUCUCACUUGCUAGUAUAUCUUUUCUGUGCUUUCCUGGAGCACCCCAAGUGGAUGUUGCAUGUGGAUCCUACAUCUUAUGCCAGUGCCCAAUCUAGCAAGAACCCUUUGUUCUUGGGGGUUUUGCCUCCAAAAGAAAGGUUUCCUGAGAAAUAUGUUGCUGUGAUAUCUGGUGUCCCCACUGUUCUUCAUCCAGGAGCUUGUAUACUGGUUGUUGGGAAGCAAAGCCCUCCAAUCUUUGCCUUGUAUUGGGAAAAGAAGCUGCAAUUUUCUCUGCAGGGGAGAACAGCACUUUGGGAUGCCAUCUUACUUCUCUGCCAUAGAAUAAAGUUGGGAUAUGGAGGGAUAAUCCGGGGCAUUUAUCUUGGUUCAUCAGCUUUCAGCAUCCUCCCUGUUCUUGAUUCGGAGACUGAAGACUGACAGCAAUCUGGAACAUGUUCUGUUUGUUCUUUAAGGAUGUUUAUUUUCGCCUCUACAUGACGUUUCACUGGUUUUUCUCAUCCAAAACCAACGGGGCCAGGUGAACUAUAUGAUCAAAAGAUCACAUCGCUUCUGCUUGGGGCAGAAUUUCAUUUAUCAAGAUGCAUGUUGUACAAGGAUCAAGUUCCAUUGUCUGAAACCGGGGGGUAAAAGGCAUUUUAUGAUAGGAUACCUGGAAGUUUGAAAUUUAGCUACACAAACUUCGUUGCAGGCCAACCGCCAAUGUGAUCAAUUUUUGGACUUUGGAGUACUUUAAGAUCAAACUACUGGAUACAUUUAGUUUGUUGCUCUGAGGCUGGGUUGGUUAUAGUGGUUUUAUAUGGCCAAUAAUGACAUUUAGCUAGGUUAUCUUCUGA
Nelumbo nucifera (sacred lotus) is the source of this 2709-nucleotide messenger RNA. Lineage: Eukaryota; Viridiplantae; Streptophyta; Magnoliopsida; Proteales; Nelumbonaceae. The record is from RefSeq and is a predicted model, not a curated record.